Molecule: messenger RNA, 585 nt
Organism: Oncorhynchus tshawytscha (Chinook salmon)
Lineage: Eukaryota; Metazoa; Chordata; Actinopteri; Salmoniformes; Salmonidae
Product: thyroglobulin-like
Exons: 5
Coding region: 58-438 (126 amino acids)
Source: RefSeq, a predicted model, not a curated record
UCCAGAGGGUUUAGUCCCAGUCUCCUCACAGUUCAACGGGCAGACUGACUGAGGAAGAUGAUGAGCCUGGUUCAGAUCUCCUUCAUGCUGCUGUGUUACCUCUGUCUGUCUGAGGGGAAGAUUUCAGAAUAUCAACUGGAGUCUGAGACCCUGAGUCAGUGUGAGUCUCUACGUGGUGGUAGUUCUGCCCGGCAACAAGACCAUGUCCCCCAGUGCUCAGAGGACGGGCGAUUCAGACACGUCCAGUGCAGCGGUGCUGGUGGUGAGUGCUGGUGUGUGAACGCAGAGGGAGCUGAGAUCUCUGGAUCCAGACAGAACGGAUCAGCUGUGUACUGUCUGACGUCCUGCCAGCUCCACAGACAGCAGGCCCUGCUGAGUGGCGAUGCCCCCUGGUGCCCCAGUGCCAGGCCUCUGGGAGUACCAGGCGGUGCAGUGUGACAGCGCCCGGGGACAGUGCUGGUGUGUAGACCUGGAAGGCAUGGAGCUCUACGGGACCCGGCAGAACGGAAAGCCCUCUCAGUGCCCAGGCAGCUGUGAGGUGAGGUCGAGGCGUCUCUCCACGGCGUCGGGGAGCGCUCCCCCUCA